Orycteropus afer afer is the source of this 1232-nucleotide messenger RNA. The record is from RefSeq and is a predicted model, not a curated record. Lineage: Eukaryota; Metazoa; Chordata; Mammalia; Tubulidentata; Orycteropodidae.
AAAGGGGAGGCGGGGUAGGGGGAACCAAUCCCGGCAGUGCCGGAGGGGGAGGCAGCGGUGACAGCCGCGGGGAGGGGGCGGGAGGAGCGAGGCGGCUCGGCUUGGCUCCGCGCUCAGCAGCUCAGCUCCGCUAGGGCUCUGGGUCUGCGCUCUCCAGCUACCCAAGCCUCCCACUUCUGCCCCAGUGUUCCCUACCUAGACCCAGCCCCUGGCCCUGGCCCCAGACUCUAACCCCAGCCCCGACUCUCCUGACUCCCAGCCCCAGCCCCGGCAGCGCGCUACACCGCCAGGGGGCGCCUUGUGAGCGCCUGGCCCCAGCCACCCGGCGCCCCCUCCCCCGGCCCAAGCGGGACGGGAGGGGGUCGCCGGGGGCGAUGCGGGGCCAGGGCCGCAAGGAGAGUCUGUCCGAUUCUCGAGACCUGGACGGCUCCUACGACCAGCUCACGGGCCACCCUCCAGGGCCCACUAAAAAAGCGCUGAAGCAGCGGUUCCUCAAGCUGCUGCCGUGCUGCGGGCCCCAAGCUCUGCCCUCAGUCAGUGAAAUUGUCUGGGUCUUCCGCUUUCUCGGUGACAGUUCGCUCCCUUCAGCAUUAGCCGCCCCAGCCUCCCUCCACCCCUACAGACCCCGCCCGCUGGACCCAGACAGCGUGGAGGAUGAGUUUGAAUUGUCCACUGUUUGUCACCGGCCUGAGGGUCUGGAGCAGCUGCAGGAGCUAACCAAGUUCACGCGCAAGGAGUUGCAGGUCCUGUACCGGGGCUUCAAGAACGAAUGUCCGAGUGGAAUUGUCAAUGAGGAGAACUUCAAGCAGAUUUACUCCCAGUUCUUUCCUCAAGGAGACUCCAGCACCUAUGCUACUUUUCUCUUCAAUGCCUUCGACACCAAUCAUGAUGGCUCAGUCAGUUUUGAGGACUUUGUGGCUGGUUUAUCAGUGAUUCUUCGGGGGACCGUUGACGACAGGCUAAACUGGGCCUUCAACUUGUAUGACCUCAACAAGGAUGGUUGCAUCACCAAGGAGGAAAUGCUUGACAUCAUGAAGUCCAUCUAUGACAUGAUGGGCAAAUACACGUAUCCUGCACUCAGGGAGGAGGCUCCCAGGGAACAUGUGGAGAGCUUCUUUCAGAAGAUGGAUAGGAACAAGGAUGGUGUAGUGACCAUUGAGGAGUUCAUUGAGUCUUGUCAAAAGGAUGAGAACAUCAUGAGGUCAAUGCAGCUCUUUGACAAUGUCAUCUAG